UGGGUCACUUACUUCCAGAAGGCAAAACUGACUGAAACUAGUUUGGCAAGGAAAAUAUUUCAAACGUAGAUUUGGCACGGUGAAGGGGAUGGUGGCUAACAUUUACUACAGUACUCUAAGCCUGAAGGCAGCUUAACUGUUCAGGGUAAAAGAGAAAAAAAAAAAGCAAUGAAAGGCUAAAUCCAGGUUUGAACUUUGAGCGGCCGGCACCUGCCCCCGCUGAAAACCCUCUCACAUGUUGCUAGCUUCCGGAGGAGAGCGAUGACCGAGCACCUGCUGAAAAUACUGGUCGUCGGUGAUGGAAAUGUUGGGAAGUCGUCCUUUGUGCAUCGCUACGUCAAUGGACAGUUCAACAAGUCGUACAAGAUGACGGUGGGAGUGGAAUUCUCUGUGAAGGUGCUGCACUGGUCGGAGGAUGAAAAAGUCAGACUGCAACUGUGGGAUGUCGCAGGCCAGGAGCGUUUCAUAUCCAUGACCAGAAUCUAUUAUAAAGGCGCGAUGGGCUGUGUGGUGAUGUUUGACGUCACCAGCUCCUCCAGUUUCCUCAGCUGUCGCCAUUGGAAACAGGACCUGGACAACAAGGCCACGCUUCCCAACGGAGAGUCAAUCCCCUGCAUUUUACUGGCCAACAAGUGUGACCUUGCCCAGCGGGUUGUGUCGGCGAACAGCAUCGACAGGCUCAGCAAAGCCAAUGGCUUCGUCACGUGGAUGGAGACCUCGGUCAAAGAAAACGAGAACGUCGGAGAGGCUAUGAGGAGGCUGGUGCAGGAGAUCCUGUCAGUCCAGUCGAGUCUGGAGUCGCUCCCCGCUGGACCUCGGCACAAUGUUGAUCCUCGGCUGCACUCUGAGCUCGGCGACAGCGGCAGAGGAGCGGGCUGUUGGUGAAACGCUGCUCUCUUCUUACCAAGCGAGUCAAGCGAACACCUGCACCACUAGUUCACAUCCUCGAGUUGUUUGAGUUGCCACCGAGCAAGGCACUUGACCCUCAUGUACACAGUGAGGCUGUCAGCAGUAGAGGAGGAAAACCAUCUCAAAUGGAGCACUUGAAGCGGUUUUGCCAAUUUGAUAAAUAUUUAUGUAGUUGCACGAUUCUUGCACUUUUUAGAGUAACAUCUUCAUGGUUGAAUGCACUUAUUGUAAGUCACUUUGGACAAAAGCCUCAGCAAAAUGAACGUAAUGUAAUUUUAUAUUUUUAGUUUUUCUGUUCCAGUGCACACCCUGUCUUUGGGACCCUAUAACUGCAACUAAAUAUUUUGAUUUUUUCAAAUUAUUGUUAAAUUAAAAAAUUGCACACAU
This is a messenger RNA of Scophthalmus maximus (turbot), 1296 nucleotides long. RefSeq names its product ras-related protein Rab-7L1. NCBI's taxonomy places the organism in Eukaryota, Metazoa, Chordata, Actinopteri, Pleuronectiformes, Scophthalmidae. Gene Ontology annotation, cellular component: trans-Golgi network; Golgi apparatus; vesicle. Bases 262 to 885 code for a protein of 207 amino acids. Gene Ontology annotation, biological process: vesicle-mediated transport. Gene Ontology annotation, molecular function: GTP binding; GTPase activity. The transcript is spliced from 6 exons. The record is from RefSeq and is a predicted model, not a curated record.